AUGAACGAGGCGCAGUCACACAAAUGGCCUUAUUUUUCAGGUGCUCGAAGUAAUGAGGAGGACAAGAGGAUGGAGAGAGCGGAGCGGCAACGCGACGUCGCCAGGAGUCCGGAGAACAAGGUCCAGCUGCAAGGUUUGCAGAUGAUCCUCCCAGACUACCUGCAGGAGAGCUUUGUGCAGGCCGCCCUCAGCUACAUUGCGUGUAACGGAGAGGGAGACUUCAUGUGCAAAGACAACGACUGCUGGUGCCACUGUGAACCACAGUUCCCAGAAUGCAACUGUCCAUACAUGGACAUCCAGGCCAUGGAGGAGAGUCUGCAGCGGAUCACGCAGACCUGGGGUCUCAUGUACAAAGAGUUUGAGGAGUCAGAGCUGGAGCUGUUUGUAGCCGUCAGCAGCAGACAGCAGGUCCUCCCCAGAGCUCAGAACAUCCACCAGGACCCUUCCUAG
This is a messenger RNA of Knipowitschia caucasica, 450 nucleotides long. The record is from the annotation of a GenBank genome assembly. NCBI's taxonomy places the organism in Eukaryota, Metazoa, Chordata, Actinopteri, Gobiiformes, Gobiidae.